Messenger RNA from Pelobates fuscus (common spadefoot toad), 901 nucleotides. Its product is annotated as serine/threonine-protein phosphatase PGAM5, mitochondrial-like. NCBI's taxonomy places the organism in Eukaryota, Metazoa, Chordata, Amphibia, Anura, Pelobatidae. Gene Ontology annotation, cellular component: mitochondrion. The transcript has 5 exons. The record is from RefSeq and is a predicted model, not a curated record. Gene Ontology annotation, biological process: positive regulation of mitochondrial fission; peptidyl-threonine dephosphorylation. Bases 31 to 561 code for a protein of 176 amino acids. Gene Ontology annotation, molecular function: protein serine/threonine phosphatase activity.
GGGAAAGAGUGGUGAUGAUUCUGGUUUUCUAUGUCCACCUAUAUCUGGUGGACCCCAGGGCGUGAACAGGCCAGCCUAACAGGACAGCGUCUGGCACUUCUUGCAAGUGAAGGGAGUAACUUUAGCUGCAUUAUUUAUCCGUCAUUGACCAGAUCCACAGAAACUGCUGAUAUCAUCAGUCAGAAUUUACCAGAUAUUAAAAUGUGCAGCUCCAGUCUGCUUCACGAAGGACCUCCAAUCCGACCAGUUCCUGCGGAAUCCAAGUGGAUACCAGAUCUUUCUUAUUUUAAAGAUGGCCCACGCAUUGAGGCUGCAUUCAGGAAGUACAUCCUCCGUGCAGAUCCAGAACAAACAAAAGACAGUUAUGAAAUAAUAGUCUGCCAUGAUAAUGUGAUCCGCUACUUUGUAUGCAGGGCACUACAACUCCCACUGGAAGCUUGGCUCCGACUGCCUCUCUAUCAUGGUAGUAUUACAAAGCUGUUGAUAAAACCUGAUGAUGUGUCACUGAAGAUGCUUGGUGAGGCUGGCUUUAUGCCCCCGGGGAAACUCACGGGAGCUUAGCUCUGAGCUGGAUGUCCUCCUAGAGACACACAAGUUACCAUGACUCCCUUACCUUUCUGUUUAAUAUACACUCUCCAGUUGAAGCAGUCUUUCAAUGCAUAUAUUGCACACCGCAUUGGUGGACCAAAUGAUAGUAUAAUUUUUUCUCAUCCCUGCACUAAGAUGAAGGUUCUAGUUUCUGAAUAUGCAGCACCAUGUUCUGAGUUACAAUGCCUUGUGUUCACCAAAUGGCUUUACAACUCAAGCUUGGCACCUCCUAUUGCUCACCUGUACGACAUUGCAGACCCUGUAGCUAUAGCUUGUCUGCCUAGUCCAAAUGGCUUCUUGCAAAACAAAGUAC